AUGCCUGGAAGCGACACCGGCCUGGCUGUGGACAGGACUUACUCGGACCCGGAGAGGCACCAGCGCUCCAAGACCCGGGUGGAAAGACAUGACAUGAAUACUCUGAGCUUGCCACUUAACAUUCGCCGUGGGGGUUCAGACACCAACCUCAACUUUGAUGUACCUGAUGGGAUCUUAGAAUUUCACAAAGUCAAACUUAAUGCAGAUAGCCUGAAACAAAAAAUUUUGAAAGUUACAGAACAGAUCAAAAUUGAACAAACAGCCCGUGAUGGAAAUGUGGCUGAAUAUUUAAAACUGGUGAACAGUGCGGACAAGCAGCAGGCUGGACGAAUUAAACAAGUCUUUGAGAAGAAGAACCAGAAAUCUGCCCACUCCAUUGCCCAGCUACAGAAGAAAUUGGAACAGUAUCACCGAAAGCUCAAAGACAUUGAACAAAAUGGAUCUUCCAAAAGUUCCAAAGAUAUUUCGAAAGAUAACUUGAAGGAUAUCCAUCCCCCUUUAAAAGAUGUCCAUGGCAAAUCUCGUACCAGUGGCCAAGGUGCUGAGAGCAGCAAAUCGGGUGUGCCAGGUGUCUCCUUGACACCACCAGUGUUUGUUUUCAGCAAGUCGAGAGAGUUUGCAAACUUGAUCCGAAAUAAAUUUGGUAGUGCUGACAACAUUUCUCACCUGAAAAAUACCCUGGAUGAAUUUCGGCCAGAAACUAGUUCCAGGGCCUAUGGUGGCAGUGCUACUAUUGUGGCUAAACCAAAAUAUGUUAGUGAUGAUGAGUGCUCAAGUGGGACAUCUGGCUCUGCAGAUAGUAAUGGGAACCAUUCCUUUGGGCCUGGUGGGACAAACGCUCUGGACAGCCAAGCAAAGCUUUCCAUGAUCUUGGAGGAACUGAGAGAUAUAAAGGAGACACAGUCCCAAUUAGCUGAUGACAUAGAGAAUUUAAAAGCACAGUUUCAAAGAGACUAUGGUUUUAUUUCUCAGACAUUGCAGGAGGAAAGAUACAGGUAUGAACGAUUGGAAGACCAGCUAAACGAUCUGACAGAUCUUCAUCAGCAUGAGACUGCAAACCUGAAACAAGAGCUAGCCAGCAUAGAAGAAAGAGUGGCAUAUCAGGCCUGUGAACGGUCACGAGAUGUUCAGGAAGCCUUGGAAUCUUGCCAGACUCGGGUUUUUAAGCUGGAGUUCCAUCAGCAAGAACAGCAAGCGCUGCAGUCAGAAACUGUGAAUGCCAAAGUACUCCUAGGGAAAUGUAUAAAUGUAAUCUUGGCCUUCAUGACCGUCAUCUUAGUGUGCGUUUCUACCAUUGCAAAGUUUAUAGCUCCUAUGAUGAAGAGCCGUUUCCAUAUCAUCUGCACUUUUUUUGCAGUGACUCUACUUGCAAUAUUUUGUAAAAAUUGGGAUCACAUUAUCUGUGCCAUAGAAAGGAUGAUCCUACCAAGAUGA
This is a messenger RNA of Emys orbicularis (European pond turtle), 1434 nucleotides long. It is a transcript of the gene TMCC3, whose product is annotated as transmembrane and coiled-coil domain family 3. NCBI's taxonomy places the organism in Eukaryota, Metazoa, Chordata, Testudines, Emydidae. Gene Ontology annotation, cellular component: endomembrane system. Bases 1 to 1434 code for a protein of 477 amino acids. The record is from RefSeq and is a predicted model, not a curated record. The transcript is spliced from 4 exons.